Molecule: messenger RNA, 408 nt
Organism: Salvia splendens (bonfire salvia)
Lineage: Eukaryota; Viridiplantae; Streptophyta; Magnoliopsida; Lamiales; Lamiaceae
Product: probable protein phosphatase 2C 46
Exons: 2
Coding region: 1-408 (135 amino acids)
Biological process (GO): protein dephosphorylation
Molecular function (GO): protein serine/threonine phosphatase activity; cation binding
Source: RefSeq, a predicted model, not a curated record
AUGGGGGAGAUCUCUACUGCGGCGGUUAAAUCCAAAAUUAUAGCAGAAGGCUACCGCCAGUCUGAGUCAGGGUUAACGGGAACGCAUCAAUUCGGCUCUUAUGGCACAUUCGUGGGCAUCUAUGAUGGUCAUGGUGGUCCCCAGGCUGCCGAGUUUGCUAAAAACAAUCUUUACAAAAUUAUGAAAAGUUCAAUGUCGAAAGUUAUAGAAAUGUCAGCAAACGUUCUGGAUGAAUCCCUGUUGCAGUUAGAUAAGGAGUACCACAUGCAAGAUAAGGAUGAGUCGGCAGCCAGAGCUGAGUCCUAUUGUAUGGUGGCCCUCAUCAUCUUAGGACGGAUCUACAUUGCAAACACCGGAGAUGCUAAGGCAGUUUUGGGGCGACUCGUCAGGCCCAAAGGCCACGUUUGA